Sceloporus undulatus (fence lizard) is the source of this 685-nucleotide messenger RNA. It is a transcript of the gene RPS27A, whose product is annotated as ribosomal protein S27a. The record is from RefSeq and is a predicted model, not a curated record. Gene Ontology annotation, biological process: translation; modification-dependent protein catabolic process; protein ubiquitination. Lineage: Eukaryota; Metazoa; Chordata; Lepidosauria; Squamata; Phrynosomatidae. Bases 177 to 647 code for a protein of 156 amino acids. The transcript has 6 exons. Gene Ontology annotation, molecular function: ubiquitin protein ligase binding; protein tag activity; structural constituent of ribosome. Gene Ontology annotation, cellular component: nucleus; ribosome; cytoplasm.
CCCUCGUGAAAACUACCACUCCCGUGAUGCUUUGCGAGAAGACCGGAAGUGCCCCGCCUCUUCCUCCUUGAGCUGGGAAACCCCGUGCGCGGCCGAAGAGCCCUCCUUUCCGGCGUCCGCCAUCACAGGAGCUCGGUGUGCGAGGUGAGGGCACCGCCUCCUCCUCCUCCGUCGCCAUGCAGAUCUUCGUGAAAACCCUGACGGGAAAAACCAUCACCCUCGAGGUUGAACCAUCUGAUACUAUAGAAAAUGUCAAAGCCAAGAUCCAGGAUAAGGAAGGAAUUCCUCCUGAUCAGCAGCGUCUGAUUUUUGCUGGCAAACAGUUGGAAGAUGGACGCACUCUAUCUGAUUAUAACAUUCAAAAGGAGUCUACUCUUCACCUUGUGCUGAGACUUCGUGGUGGUGCAAAGAAAAGGAAGAAGAAGUCUUACACCACUCCUAAGAAGAACAAGCAUAAGAGAAAGAAGGUCAAGCUUGCUGUCCUUAAAUACUACAAGGUGGAUGAAAAUGGGAAAAUUAGCCGCCUGCGCCGAGAAUGCCCUUCAGAAGAAUGUGGGGCUGGAGUAUUCAUGGCUAGCCACUUUGACAGGCAUUACUGUGGCAAGUGCUGCUUGACAUACUGCUUCAACAAACCUGAAGACAAGUAAAAUGUGUCUGUCGUUAUAAUAAACACAUUUAAAUUUCA